ACAAAUGGGAACCAAAUCUGCGGGUCAGGUACUGUGCUUCAUAUUUGGGUUGAUACUAAGAUUGGCAUGGACAUACCGAACAGGUGCUCCAACCAGGGCAUGCGGAGAUAUGACGCCACAGCAUGGUAGCCCAAUAAAUACAGAGCCAGCCCCGUACCUUGUCGAAGUCUCGAAGACACAGUAUACUCCAAAUGAAAGAAUAUAUGUACGUAUACGAGGCUGUGGACUGGCUAAGUUCAAGGGUUUCAUGAUCCAGCCAAGGUCGGCUGUUUAUCCCGAUAGGCCAGCCUUCCUUGGCGCUUUUCUCCGGGUUCGUGGAACACGAUAUGAAUGUGUCAGAUCAGGUGCUGUUUUAACCCAUAGCAGUCCCGACGAAAGAAGUUCUGUCACGUUGACAUGGAUUGCACCACCUGGUGCUGCCGGCCAUGUUGUCUUCAGGGUUACUUUUGUUCAGUCAUAUAUGAACUACUGGGUUGGAAUUAAUUCACCUGUUAUAUACGACGGCGUAUCACGUGACCUGUCGAUAAUGCAGGCUUUCAGUCUACAGUCAGCUACAGAUCAAUCGUGCUUACCCUCACGCCAAUCGACAACUACAAUACGUACAACAACCACCACAAGAAGGACUACAACAACAUCCAGGCCAACUACAUACCCACCGACCAUACCAACAGAGCUAUGGUUCGAAACAACAAAUAAGCCAACUACGACAACCACAAAGCGUCCAACAACAACAACAACUCGAAAAACUACAACAUCUACUACAACCCGUCCAACAACUACUAGACGAGCAACAACAACAACAACUGAACCACCUCCGAUAAUCACACGACUUACAACAUCUAGAAUUCCUACAACAACAAUGAAAUUUUAUGAGCAAACUUCAACGACUGACUUUCCAACAACUACGGCAAAAACAACAACACCUGCAAGUACAACAACAACAACAACAAUUGCACAAACUACAACCAGACCUUUACCGGCAACAAAAAGAAUAAUUACUACAUCAUCUCUACCAGAAUCAACCUUUGAUCCGUAUAUGGUAGAUAUAUGGACCACUACUAAUGCUCCAAAAACGACUAAAGCCGCAGAGCUGCAAAUUAUACCAACGGCAAAUCCCCCUACUGAGAAAUCACCAACGACAAGGAGACAAGUGCCAGUCACAGUGAGACAAAUGCCUGUCACAAACGAACAAAUACCGACAACAGUUAGUCAAACGCCAGUUACAGACCGGCGAAUACCUAAUACAGUUCGGCGAAUAACAGUCUCUGACAGGGAAAUUCCUACCACUUUCAGACACACAACAGUCACAGAAAGACAAUUACCAACAACAAUAAGACAAAAUCCAGUCACAGUCACUGUCAGGGAAAUACCAACAACAGUAAGGCAAAUUCCCGUCACUGUCAGACAAAUUCCUACAACAAUAAGGCAAAUUUCAGUUACGGACAGGCAAAAUAUCAUUGUCACAAACGGACAAAUUCCAGUAACGGACAGGCAAAUUCCUUCAACAGUGAGGCAAACUUCAUUUACAGACAGAGUCAUCCCUGCUUUUAACGAACAUGUUCCAGUUACUGUUAAUCACAGUCCUGUUAUAAAUGGUAUAAAUGGGCAACUUGUCGUAACAGAUAGACAGAUAACCGUCGCAGAUAGACGAAUUCCUACCACCAAUCCUGACUUUCAUAAGCCAAAUAUAAUAGUUUCGACUGCAAGCAUUAAAACGCCUUUUAUAGAAUCAGUAACAAAUUUAUAUAAACCGAAACAAAAAACAACAACAACCACAAUAUAUCCUAAUAUAAACACAGAGUCGUACAUUCAAAGGUCAACAUACUAUUACGACUAUGAUCAAAGUCAAAGUGGCAAUAGAAAUUUACAACAUAGUCAGCAAUAUAUACCAACAGACACAGCAUUCCUGCCAUCAGAACAGAACUACAUCCCUACAGAACGUACAUAUAUCCCGUCUGAUAACUUAAGAAAUUCAUCAAUUUAUGAACAAACAACAUAUAAACAGUUCAAUCCGACAACUAAAAAUCGACAACAGAAGUUCCCUCCAUCCACUGGUUUACCAUUUUAUAGAACUACAAAAAGACCCCAGUUUUCCGAAACAAGCACGCAUAGUCCAUCUUCUAAAACGGAUACAUAUCUCACUUUUCCACCACAAACAUAUACUCCCAAACUACCAUGGAAACAAACCACGGAAUUAUUGUCCUCAAGCACAGCGGCCAGUGUGCAAACCACAAGAAUUUUACCGAGAAAAAUAAUACCAACAUAUAAACCAGCCGAGUUGAAGAUGUUGCCGGACCCUGAAUGUGGCGUUACACGUGGAUGUUUUGAUGACUGUAGAAACGGUGCAUGUAAUUUUAUUGUGUCAUGGAAACCGGAGAAAAAUCUGACAAAAUUUGAAAUCCGGACCAAGCCAAUGACAAAUGGACAAAACUGGGCCGCCAUUGGAUUCAGUGACGAUAAAAUGAUGGGUUUCGAUAGUGUAACUGAAUGUAUCACAGAAGGAGAUACGAUACAGGUCUACCAAUCAUAUAACUUGGAUUAUUACAGAAACAUGAGGUUAUUAACGCCAAAACUUGGCAUUAUCGAAGAAUAUGGAUCAUCAAAUAACGGGAUAUUUAGCUGUAGCUUUACAAGACAAAAUUUCGUUGAUGGAGAGAAAGAUGUGUUUGAUCUGAACAAGGACUGGCACAUGAUGUUUGCCGUAGGUCCAGCAGUUAAUGGCGUAAAGAUACCUCACCGCUAUGAUAUAGUGCCACCAGUUACUACAGACCGGAUGGACCUCCAAAGAUAUCCACCAAUGCACGAGACAUAUGACUAUAGAGCUGCAAGAAAAGAAAACAUAAAAGUGAUCCAGACAAAAGAGACAGUACUUGAUCCUAUUCAGCAUAGACGUAUCACCAUGGAUGAAUCAUGCGGAACAAAGAAAUCUUGUUUCCAGGAUUGCACGGGAGAAGGUUGUAAAUUCAUUGUGACAUGGGAAGGAGCACUAGACUAUGUGUUAUUCAAUAUAAGAGCCGUACUUAAUGAAACUGUAAACCAAUGGAUAGCAAUAGCCUUUUCCGAGGACGACAAAAUGGGAGAUGACAGUGUGGUUCAAUGUGUGUCUAACGAAGCUGGUGCUAUAGAGAUCAAGCAUUCAUACAAUGACGACAAGAACAACAUAAGAGUUAAACAGCCUACCCUUGGCCUGAGGAAUACAUCUGCACGUUUUGUAGACGGUGUUUUUGAAUGUUCGUUUGUAAGAGACCGUCAUGUAGAUGAUGAAAAGAUUUUUGAUUUGGACAGAAACUGGAAUAUUCACUUUGCUUACGGCAAAUCAAAGAAAGGUAUAAUGCUACCGCAUACACUAGCAGAAAAGCCUCAUGUAUCAGACGACUCAGUUGACUUCUCCCGCAGUAUUCUUAGACCGAAUCUAGUUACAGCUAGUCCUUUCUUUAUCAAAAUUCACGCUGCAUUGAUGAUCUUUGCGUGGAUAUUGUGUGCAUCAGUUGCUAGUGUGAUUGGGCGUUAUUUCCAACCUUAUUGGUGGGGCGAGAAAAUGUUCGGUAGUAAAACUUGGGUGAAGGUACAUUGGUUAUUUGUGAUGAUCACAUGUUCAGCAGUUAUUGCUGGAUUUGCAGUCAUCUUUGUCGGAGUUGACGGUAUCAGCCAAUUGUUUGAGCACCCGACUUACACUUUUAAUGGCACCCAUCCAAUAAUGGGAUUGGUAGUGUCUCUGCUAGCCCUGCUUAAUCCAUUGCUGUUGUGUCUACGACCAUCAGAAGAUUCCUCCAGCAGGGCGUUUUUCAACUGUUUGUACUGGCUGGUCGAAAUAGGAGCACAUGUCCUUGCUGUUGUAACAAUAUAUGCUGGUUUUGGUCUGGCUAGCUUCCUUGUACCAUCCUUCUUCACUUUCCUUAUCAUCGGCUUCACUGUGUACCAAAUCCUCAUCCUUCUGUUCAUGGAGGCACUCAAAAGUUACGAUGCAAAGAAGACGAUAGAGCGCAAGAAGACGUAUUUAUAUGAAAUGCAAAUUCGCCCAUGGAACGCUAGGAAAAACAAUAGCUUAGCCGCUUAUAUGGACCUCAAUCAUACGAAAAAGGGUUUGAAACAGAGGGUCUUGCACCCCAUUUAUUUUCCCUUCUGCCUUGCCCACGUUUGA
Molecule: messenger RNA, 4141 nt
Organism: Ruditapes philippinarum (Manila clam)
Lineage: Eukaryota; Metazoa; Mollusca; Bivalvia; Venerida; Veneridae
Exons: 18
Coding region: 5-4141 (1378 amino acids)
Biological process (GO): regulation of glutamate receptor signaling pathway
Source: RefSeq, a predicted model, not a curated record